This is a messenger RNA of Trichoplusia ni (cabbage looper), 4316 nucleotides long. It is a transcript of the gene NK7.1, whose product is annotated as homeobox protein engrailed. The transcript is spliced from 4 exons. The record is from RefSeq and is a predicted model, not a curated record. Gene Ontology annotation, biological process: regulation of transcription by RNA polymerase II; cell differentiation. NCBI's taxonomy places the organism in Eukaryota, Metazoa, Arthropoda, Insecta, Lepidoptera, Noctuidae. The coding region runs from base 551 to 1888 and encodes 445 amino acids. Gene Ontology annotation, cellular component: nucleus. Gene Ontology annotation, molecular function: DNA-binding transcription factor activity, RNA polymerase II-specific; RNA polymerase II cis-regulatory region sequence-specific DNA binding.
CAAUCUAUUGAAACAAACAACUUAACGUACAACUCACAAUGCACAACAAACGCUCGUUCAAAGUCACAGCGCGCGUCCCCACCGAGGGGGUGGAGAAGGCAACAACUCAUAAAAUUAAGCGAUUUGGAUGUGAGUUAGUCUAACUGUGAGGAUCGCCGAGUUAACAGUUCGCUAGCUAUCUUCCUCGCACACGCACACGGGCGCGGCGUGUUCCGUCACACACCCACACAGAUACGGUUCGCAAGUCGGGCCGCCAGUACAACGUCACGUCACUCGGACGCUUUACGUCUGCUAUUGGUUCCGUUCCCGCCACAAUGCGCUCUAUCGGAAGUGUAAUUGACGUUUGACAUUUAUGAUCUGUGCCUAUUUGUGUUUUUUUUUAUUGAGUGUAGUGUUGUGUUGCCUGGAUAACUUGUGUAGGAAGCGAACGAAAACGUCACGCCGACAUCAAAGAGAGACAUCAAACGACUUCCACACCGGCUAUCAAACACUAAUACAAUCAUAAAAACAAACAUGUAUUAUUUCCGUACAAUCUGAACAGGCCUAACACAUGAGCGAGGACACUAAAGAACAAGAAAUGCAAACUGUGGUGUCGACAUACACUCCGCACCAGGACGACAACACGCUCAUCGACGUGCAGCACUACAGCGACAACAACUUCUACCAAUGUGGAGACGACAGGCUCAGCCCCGGAGAGAAGAUCAACGUGGACGGAGAUGACAAGGAGGACCUCGUCAUCGACGAGUCCCGGGACGACGUCGACGCAGACGUCAUCGUAGAGAGCGAAGGCAGAGAGGAUGCUACACAGCAUGACGACAAGAAACCAGAACCCUUCGAGCCCUCCUGGCACCCGCACGUCUACGGGAAACCGCCAAAAAAACCGACGCCACACACCAUAGAUUAUAUUUUAGGUCUUACAAAUUUAGAUAAGGGUAGCGAAAACAAAAAAUCGACUUUAAGUCAACUUCAUCAUGUGAAAAUAAAUUUCGAUGUGAAAAAGCCUUACGGGUACCAAGAGAAGAGUGUCCAGGUGUCCGAGGAUAGGAACUUAAUUAGUGUCCAUAAGAACAAGUUGCAGGAACAGUUGUUGCAAAAGAGUGUGAGAACUAGUGAGAGUGAGUUUCAGAAAGUGCUUUAUUAUAAGUGUGAGGAGCAGCCCCUGAACCUGUCGGUGCCCAAGUCGAAGGACUCGCCGGGCUGGGCCGAGGACGAGAGACUCGCUAAAGAUCCAUCCAAGCUAAUAAAACGUAAGAAGUCAACGGAGGAUGUGCGCUCUCCGCUCGGUGGAGAGGGCUCCCUCACCAGCGAGGAGGGCGAGGACUCCGGCGCCGGCAGGAGGAAGAAGGCCAGGACCACCUUCACCGGGAGACAGAUCUUCGAGCUGGAGAAACUGUUCGAAGUCAAGAAGUACCUGUCGUCCGGGGAGAGGGCUGACAUGGCGAAACUGUUGAAUGUUACUGAAACACAGGUAAAAAUAUGGUUCCAAAACAGAAGAACGAAAUGGAAGAAGAAAGACAACGUCUCGAACGCAGAAGUAGCAGAAAUGAAACAGCAGAACAAGCCCGGGGAAGACAAGAAAGAGGACCCUAAAGAAGAUCCCCUAGCACUGGACAUGUCCCGGAAAAACUGCAACAAGCUCCUCAGCGAGAAACUAAGAAACACUAAAACCAACAACGUUCUGCCAAAACCAAGAAAAGUCGAGAAAGGAGUCCUGUUAGAAUCGAUAUGCGACUCGAAUGACAUCGAAAGCCGUAUCUCGAUAACGAAAAUAACGAAUAAGUUAUCGAGUACGGAUCUGUCAAGUGACGGCAAAGUGUCGGUCAAGAGCUUCAACCCCGAAGAGGUGAAGGAAAUGAAAUUUGAUAGUCUGAGUAAUGUGGAGAUGUAACAGUAGAGUAGGUGACGUCGGUUAUCAGUCAGGGCGGUGUGGCAUUACUCAAACUGCUUCAUAAUGUAUGACCUUCAAUAUUAAACUUGCACUUAGUCAAAUAUUUUUAGUUUAUCUGCCCACGUAAACAAGUGAUAUUUUAUAGACGAUUAAGGAUGUAAGAAUUCUCCUAAAUGUGCGAAAGUCUCUUCUUGAUAUGUCGAAAAUAUUUGAGUAUUCAAUCAUCGUAAUUGAGAUUAGACUUGCUACUCGUCAAGGGUUUGUUGAGUCAGGAGAAGCAUAUUAAAGGUCUUUAUAUAUUUUUUCAGUGUCACACAGCACAUUCAAAGGUGGAGAGGAAAAUACUACUAAUUUAGUACUUUUCCUUGGGCCUGGCAAUUUGAGCAAUGUCAUACCACUCUAUUUUCCACUUGGAAAACAAAUAUGAUUUAAAAAACAAAAGUAAAAUGAUCAGGGUGAUUCGAGCGAUAGUUAGUUAAAGCUGAAAUUUGUUCAUGUUUUAGCAUUUCGAUAUAAUUCUGAAUUAUUAUUGUUACAUUUUGGCGCGAGAAGUAUGAGGGCUCCACACUUUUUCUGAACUUUUUUUUCAUGAAGCUUUUGGUAAUCGCUAUAGUUCUAAAAGGGUUUCAGCCAUGUUUCAUUUAGAAACAGAGGAAUACUUGCGACUUCUAUAGAAGCAAGAGGUUUUUUAGGUAACUGUAGGUUUCUUAAAGUACAACAAAAUUUUGGAGCCCUACUGUAUAUAUCUUUGAGUUUGUGUGAGUAAAGUCUAACGUUUUGGUACAAGCUUACUUUGUGUACGUAGUCUAGAUAAGUAAUGUUUUCGUUUCGGUUUGAUGUUCACUAAUAACUUAGGAAACUUAUUGUAACGCCAUCUACUGGUCAAAUCUCAAAACUGAAUGUAUACGAGUGUUGCCAAUAAGAAAUUAUGCAUAGUGUUGUAAGUACAAAAAUUAUUUUUGGUUUUUUUAAUUACUUUGGCAGCACUAUAUUAUUGCUAUAUUAUUAUACUUUUUGCAGUUUUUAUACAGUGAUUGUAAUAAACAUAGUUACGUGUUUAUUAGUUUUGUGCAAUAAUCGUAUAGAAUUAGAUUUAAGAAAAUCGUUUUCAAAACUACUACAAGAACAGUGUUUGAAGUACAUAACAUUUUAUUAAUAUUUUGAACAUUUAUAACACAUAGUAGGCCAGGCAUGUUUUAUAUAUAUCAUAGGACUCUCUGUAAACCGUUCAGCAUAACAUAUAUAGUACAAACUAAUAUCAAUCUGCAUGUUGUCACUUACGAGCAUAAUUAUUAUUAGUUUAAGUAAGAGUUCAAUUAAUGUAGUCAGAUUUAUUUUUGCAAACUUCACUAUUAUAUUGUAAACCUACCUUACUUAUGUAUGACUGUUAUAAGUACAGAAAUAAACUUGAUGGUUAUUGGUACAUCUGUGAAAAUAUUUAGACAUUUUCAGGAUAGGAGGAUUUAGUUCAGUCAAGCCCUUCUUAGAUACAUUGGGGUCAGUUUUGCCUGAACCAACUUCCAUCCACGUUUAAAAGACCACCUGUUGUAAUCUUACAUACACACGUGAUGAUGAGAUUUACUUGAAUUUCAAAUGAUAUUAUUUGUGUAAAUAAAUAACAAUCACAUAAUAUUUUAUGCUUCACAAAGUUUUCCUUUACCUAUGCCUUAACAUUACAUUUUACAUGACAACUCUGGACUUGUAUAAAAUCAGAAAAUGGUAAAUCGUAUUUUUAUUAAUAACAACCAAUAUAUUUGGGGAGCUACCACCAUAAUUAAAAUUAUGAUAUUGUUGGUGUAGAAAAGACACAGUACUAUACAUGCGUAGAGCUUUGUCUCUCUUUCACACCUGCAAUAAUGCUAUAUAGUUUAAGACACUCUGGCAUGGUAGGUCCCUAGAUCCUGAUGUUUGUUGUACCCAUUUUAUAUAAUAAUAACAUGCUUAUACGGAACCCGGCCAUAUUCAAAAUACCAAUGUGCGUAGAAAUAGCGUGAUCCAAGGAAACAAUUAUCUGUUUCGAAAAUAAAUGUCGAUGUUUACAAAUAUUUUGAUCAGUUGCUGUUAAUUUUAGCAUGAUUAUCCCAAUUAUUUGUCUAAAACUUUGUUAAUUUUUAGCCGUAUUUUUCAUAAAACGCUAUUUACAAUAUGACUGGGUUCUGCAUAAGCAAGUUUUAUAUCAAUUUAGUAUUUAAAUAAUUCUUCGAAGCCUUUUCGUAGUUAGUGUUUAACAUUUCAGAGUCAAAUUAUUAAAUAUUUUUGAAGCUUAACAUCGUGUGCCCUGUACAUAAGAAAAUUAAAAACAAAAUUGUAAAUGAAUAUCAUUAGGAUUACAGAAGUUAGUGUUAGUGUCCCGAAGAGCGCUGUACUCAUUACGAUGUAGCUUUAGUGUACGUAUAGUCAGGAUGAGAAAUAAAUAGUUUUCCAUAAU